Messenger RNA from Danio aesculapii, 679 nucleotides. It is a transcript of the gene blzf1, whose product is annotated as basic leucine zipper nuclear factor 1. The record is from RefSeq and is a predicted model, not a curated record. Gene Ontology annotation, biological process: Golgi to plasma membrane protein transport; Golgi organization. NCBI's taxonomy places the organism in Eukaryota, Metazoa, Chordata, Actinopteri, Cypriniformes, Danionidae. Gene Ontology annotation, cellular component: Golgi membrane. The transcript is spliced from 3 exons. Bases 102 to 659 code for a protein of 185 amino acids.
UCAGCCGCUUCCGGUUUCGAGAUGCCUGUGUGAACUCGACACUCCGAGAGGUGUCUAGCAGGGUUGUGUUCUGGAAGUGGAGAAGGAGUGUGUAUGCAGUAAUGAUGUCUGCUGAACUGAUUAUUAAAGAUGUGUCAGCGGUGGCCGUGCGGGGCCCUGGUGAUGGCAUGGAGACAGAUAAACCCCUGCCAGCCCCUGAGCAGCUGACAGAGGCCCCACUCCAGAAGAUCUGCUCUCCUAAACACAGCCCGAGAGUGGCCUCUGGGUCUCCAGGUGUGCUGCACCUGGGCAAGGUGAGCCGGGAUGCCUGUCUGGAGCUGGAGGCAGUGAGGAUCGUGGUUCCCCGGGCAGCCAUCAGCCGCACCGGGCGCUCAGGGGCACACACUGAGGACAGGGGGUCUCCUCAACACGGCGACGAGCCUCCACCUGCUCCACCCUCACCUCCACCUCCAGCAGAGCCGCUGCAGGAGUACAAGAACACCCUGGAGAAACUGCAGAGCUCAGAGCGACGCCUGCUGCAGGAUAAAGAAGGCCUGUCUAACCAGCUCAGGGUCCAGACGGAGGUCAGAUACACACUAUAUCAUCAGUUAGUUUGUUUGUUUAACAGGGACUAUACACUUGACAUUGUUAUCCAAAGACAACCGAUGCCGUGUACAUAGGGCAGAUACCAUAAAGCCCU